GCUCAGAGCUGUAGUCCCUCAGAGCAUCAGCAGAACUACAAAUCCCAGCAGCACCCAGCUCUCCACAAUCCCUAAAGAGGUUUAAGUUGUGCCCGGACGGAUCAAACGGCGCCGGAGAGGACAGGACACGGACACGGACACGGACAUGCCUCUGAAACGGGAAGAUACAGAGCGAGCCCUCUUGGCCAUGGAGGCGUGUCAGUCUGCGGGCGGCGAGGGAUUCAGAGGAAGAGCAGAGCAGCUCCUGCACAUCUUCCAGAGUGACCUGUUCCAGGCCCUGCUGGAUAUUCAGGAGUUUUAUGAACUCACAGUGUUUGAAAAUCAGUCGUCUGAGCAGCCGCAGAUGCCGGGCCUGCAGAAAUAUCGCUAUCAGGAUGAAGAGACUCCGCCCCUGGAACACAGCCCCGCCCACCUGAUGGCCGGAAAGAGCGGAGAGCUUUUGCACCUUAGCGACGCAAGCCACACCCCCAUGGAUGGUGUCCAUGGUUACGCCCCCCAUACACACAUAUCACCUGCAAAGCCUGUGUUACUACCCAGCAGCCACGCCCCCUAUUACGCCACCUCAACUCUGGCUUCAGUUCCAGUAGUUAACACCAACACACUCGAUGGUUCCCCCUACAUGAAUGGGCUGAAAGGAGAAGUUGAAUAUGAAGAGAUCACGUUGGAAAGGGGGAACUCUGGUCUGGGAUUCAGUAUAGCUGGAGGAACAGAUAAUCCUCACGUAGGAGACGAUCCCAGCAUCUUCAUCACCAAGAUCAUCCCUGGAGGAGCAGCAGCUCAGGAUGGGAGACUGAGGGUUAAUGACAGCAUCCUGUUUGUUAAUGAUGCUGAUGUGAGGGAGGUGACCCACAGUCAGGCGGUGGAUGCUCUGAAGGAGGCGGGGCCUAUUGUCCGCCUUUACAUCCUGCGCCGAAAGCCAGCCGCCGAGAAACUCACCGAGAUCAAACUCAUCAAAGGGCCCAAAGGCCUGGGGUUCAGUAUAGCCGGUGGUGUGGGUAAUCAGCACGUUCCUGGUGACAACAGCAUCUACGUGACUAAAAUCAUCGAAGGCGGCGCUGCACACAAAGACGGACGGCUACAGAUCGGGGACAAAAUUCUGGCCGUGAAUAAUAUGAGUUUGGAGGAUGUAAUGCAUGAAGACGCUGUAGCGGCGCUGAAGAACACAGCUGAGGUUGUUUAUCUCAGAGUGGCUAAAGCUCCCAACCUGUACCCUCAGGACAUUUACAGCCCCCCAGAUAUCACCAGCUCGUACUCCCCUCAUAUGGAUGAUAUGGGUCAUGGCUACUUGUCAGAUUACCCACAAACCCUCACUCCUACGUCACCACGGCGAUAUUCACCCAUUCCCAAGGGCAUGCUGCUGGGAGACGAGGAUUUCCCCAGAGACCCCCGGAGGGUGCUGAUCCAUCGUGGUCUGUCUGGUCUGGGCUUUAACAUCGUGGGCGGUGAGGAUGGAGAGGGAAUCUUCAUCUCCUUCAUUCUGGCUGGAGGACCUGCAGACCUGAGUGGAGAGCUGAGAAAGGGAGACCAGAUACUGAGUGUAAACGGGGUGGAUCUGAGACAUGCGACGCAUGAACAGGCCGCAGCAGCGCUAAAGAACGCAGGACAGACCGUCACCAUCAUCGCCCAGUACAGACCAGAGGAGUACAGUCGGUUCGAGGCUAAAAUCCAUGACCUGCGGGAGCAGCUAAUGAACAGCAGUAUGGGCUCCGGAACAACGUCACUGCGGACCAGCAAGAGGAGCUUCUACAUCAGAGCCCUGUUUGAUUACGAUAAGACGGCGGACGGUGGGUAUCUGAGUCAGGCGGUCAGCUUCCGGUUCGGUGAUGUCCUGCACGUGCUGGACUGCAGUGAUGAGGAAUGGUGGCAGGCUCGGAGACUCUCACCUCACGGAGACCUGGAGGAGGCUGGUUACAUCCCCAGCAAGAGGAGAGUGGAGAGGAAGGAGUGGUCCCGCCUGCGCUCCAAGGGGAGGGACAGCAUAGGACGGGACGACUACAUUCAGAGUUAUGAGAUUGUAACACAGAUAGAAGUGCACUACGCUCGCCCCAUCAUAAUCCUUGGCCCGAUGAAGGACCGCGUCAACGACGACCUCCUGUCCGAAUUCCCAGACAAGUUCGGCUCCUGCGUCCCCCAUACGACGCGGCCCAAGCGGGACUACGAGAUGGAUGGGCGGGACUAUCACUUUGUGUCGUCACGGGAACAGAUGGAGAAGGACAUCCAGAGCCAUCGCUUCAUCGAGGCCGGACAGUACAACAGCCACCUGUACGGGACGAGCGUACAGAGCGUCCGAGAGGUAGCUGAACAGCAGGGGAAACACUGUAUCCUGGAUGUUUCUGCGAAUGCAGUGCGGAGACUGCAGGCCGCGCAGCUACAUCCCAUCGCAAUCUUCAUCAGACCAACCUCGCUGCAAAACAUACUUGAUAUUAAUAAGCGCCUGACGGAGGAGCAGGCGAGAAGAGCUUUAGACCGAGCCAUCAAACUGGAGCAGGACUUCAUUGAGUGCUUCACAGGAAUCGUUGAGGGCGACAGCUUUGAGGAAAUCUACCACCGCAUCAAAUCUGUGAUUGAGGAGCAGUCAGGACCGUACAUCUGGAUACCAGCACGAGAGAGACUGUAAACACUCACACAUACACACUCAUACACACACACACACACACCUACACACACACACACACACACACACACACACACACACACAC
Pygocentrus nattereri (red-bellied piranha) is the source of this 2699-nucleotide messenger RNA. It is a transcript of the gene dlg4b, whose product is annotated as discs, large homolog 4b (Drosophila). NCBI's taxonomy places the organism in Eukaryota, Metazoa, Chordata, Actinopteri, Characiformes, Serrasalmidae. Gene Ontology annotation, biological process: chemical synaptic transmission; postsynaptic neurotransmitter receptor diffusion trapping; AMPA glutamate receptor clustering. The transcript is spliced from 23 exons. Bases 146 to 2617 code for a protein of 823 amino acids. Gene Ontology annotation, molecular function: kinase binding. The record is from RefSeq and is a predicted model, not a curated record. Gene Ontology annotation, cellular component: neuron projection; neuromuscular junction; postsynaptic density membrane.